Thrips palmi is the source of this 12121-nucleotide messenger RNA. RefSeq names its product histone-lysine N-methyltransferase trithorax (gene trx). Gene Ontology annotation, biological process: positive regulation of DNA-templated transcription. Gene Ontology annotation, cellular component: nucleus; histone methyltransferase complex. The record is from RefSeq and is a predicted model, not a curated record. The coding region runs from base 338 to 10261 and encodes 3307 amino acids. The transcript is spliced from 16 exons. Gene Ontology annotation, molecular function: protein binding; DNA-binding transcription factor activity; sequence-specific DNA binding. NCBI's taxonomy places the organism in Eukaryota, Metazoa, Arthropoda, Insecta, Thysanoptera, Thripidae.
ACCCCGUUUCACUGACAGAUGGCGCGUUCCGUUGGAGGGACUUUGACGAGCCAAACUCAUUGAAUGGAAAUGGGUUUCCUUUCCCCGUCUGUUGUGCCCCCUCAAUGACAGUCGCGUGUCCGUAAAGUGUCCGGGAAUCGUUCCGCGCUAAUGCCACUUGGUCGCGAAAUCGCAGUCAUUGAUUGGUGGUUCGCGGCCGCGAUUCGCGACGGGGCAGACGAGACGCGUUCGGACCCGACCUGCGUUUGUUUGUGUUACGAAACGCGACCUGUACAACAAGAGUGUAGUACUAAAUGAAAACACGGUUGUGUACGCGUAAAGCGACAGCUUUAAUAGAAUGGUGCGAUCAAAAUUUCCUGGUAAACCGUCAAAGAUUGUUAAUCGCAAAGUGGUAAAGUCAAGCAAGUACAGUGCACUUCACGAUAAUGAAUCAAGCAAAGCUGCUCAGAACAUUUCAUAUGGCCUCGCAGUUUUCAAUGAGACAUUUGGGGACCACGAACAGGUGUCCACAGCUUUUCAUGGAUUUAGCCCACAUGAGGUGGACAAUGCGAGAGAAAUUGCCAAUGAUCAACAGGAAAAGGUUUUGGAAGAAUACCGAACAAGUGGUUCAAACUUUUCCUCUGAUGAUGCCAUUCCUGUGAAACUAGACCCUCCUACAUCUCAAGAUUUGUCAUAUGUUGCGGCCAAUCUAGCCGUGAUUGGUGCUGUUGGAUGUCAUAUGACCCGUGCCCAGUGUCAAAGCCUUCAUUCAGAGAGCAAAGGAAAUGAAUUGUCAAAAACAGUGUCACCCUCCAAGUUCUUCAGCCCUGCGAAGCCCAGUUUCAAGAAACAUGUUGCCAGUCGCCUUCUUCACAAAGCCAAGAAGGGCAACCUGGAUGUGUAUUCUAGAAUAUCCCCCAAUUCAUUAUUAGAGAAAAACGGGCCCUCAAAUGUUGCCAACUUGAACAAGAAGUUUGUUCUUCCUUGUAGAAGUAUUCGCUCUUCCAGGGUAAUAAAACCUAACAAAAGGUUCCUUGAACCUGAAGGUGGACAAGAAGAUCCUCCGUCUCCCACUAGUCUAUCAGGACAUCCAUCACAUGUCACUCGAGUAAUUGAAUUGAAGAAGCCCAGGUUAAUACUGGACAGAGAAAUAGACUUCUCCACUCAAGUAUCUGAUGGCUGCAAAGACAAUUCAAGUGACAAGAGAAUUUCUAAUGACGCAGGGCCGUCCAAGUCCAUUGACAGCACCAGGCAUGUUAAAUUUGCAGAGUUAAAUGUAUUUGGGGCACCUACGAAUCGGCCUAGAGGUCAAACUUCUCCACCCAGUGAUGGUAGCCCAAAGAAAGAAAAGUCAGUUGCCUCAAGUACUUCCUCAUCAUCUCAACCUCCUGAUGCAGUCUCACCCUCAAGAUCCAAACUCAUUCUGAGAGAAUCCAAACUAAACAUAGCUUCAUCUUCAGGCAGUAUCAAUGAAGGACCCAUUUCUGUCAUACCAAAGAAAGGGCUUGGCUCAAAGAAUGUGAAGUCAUCAGUAGUUUCGGUUGAGUGUGGUGUUUGUGGGGCAGUCCGCUUUCACAGGUUGACCAAACAGUCAUUAAAAUUUGGGUUAAUAUGUUGUGAGCCAUGUCGUAAAUUUAUUGCCAAAAUGAUGCUGAGGUCAAAAUCAUCAGAGAACAGUGUCCCAUGUGAUAAUGGGCAAGGGAAUUGUGCUGUCUCAUCACCCUUGAAUGGCGAAAGUUUUGCUACUAAAGUGAAUCGAUGUGGGGCCUGCUGGCUGCUUUUAUGCGUCCAACGCCUUGUGAAAAUGCCUGACCAAAUCCGUGACAGUUUGAUACGUAUGCUACCUGCUAACAUGCAGGGCAUGACUGUUGUCUUGCCUGUAGCCGUGGUGAACUAUGUUCCUAGCCACAAAAGUCGCCGUCGCAAAGUGCCAAUGGCGCAGGACGGCACUGAAGAUUCUUCUACCACUCCUCUGCACAGUCCAAAAUUAAGUAAUGUUCAGUCAACACCAACUUCUGGAAGAAAGUUAUCAGCUUCAUCUUCCAAUAAACUUGUGGCUCAGACUCCAAUUGCUAGAAUUAAAAGAAAGGCUGCCUUGGUUUCUCUUGCAAAUAACUUACGGAGAGUAAGGGACAAAACAUUCAGUCCAAUUACACCACCUGGAGUUAUCAAGAAGAGCAUAUGCACUGAGAAACCGAUAAAAAUGAAAAAGCUUCACCCUGCCAAGAAAUCUGAUUUGAAAGGUACUGAAAAGCCACUGAGAAAAGGAAACAACAAAAGUGUGGUAAAACUAAAAGAUGGCCAAAUGAGACAAAAACUCACAUUGAAGGGCCCAAGAGUUAAACAUGUUUGUCGUAGUGCUUCUAUUGUUCUUGGACAGCCCCUGGCUACCUUCUCCACUUCUUCCCCUACUAAUUCUCCCACCAAGUCUUCUGGACGUUCUAAUGAUACUGACAAAAAGAGUGAUAUGACAGAUCCCAUAUUAGCCGACACAGAUAUUCUUCAGAAAGCUCCUAGAUUGAAACAAGACAAUCACCGAGAAAUCAAAACCAAAAAAGAAUCUAAACCGGGUGUUGCAAUUGAAACAGAGACCAUCAAAGACCGCGAAACAAAAUUAUCUGCAUCACAGUUAAAUUUGGUAACAACAACCACUGCAGAUACUAAAUUUGUUACAAAAAGCACACUGGACCAUCGCACUUCUCAAAACCAUAGUACUGGAAGGAAAGUUACUAGGAUGCCUAAUGUUCAAAACCAGAACAAAAUGAUUCAGCGAGGUCAGAGAAGAACGUUGCAAGAUCUUGGAGUCUACAAUAACCAGGCUGUAAAUCUUCCAGAAUUAAUAUCUCUAGAUUUCUGGGAGAGCUAUGAUCCUGAUGAAGUUUGCUAUGCAGGCUUCGGCCUUAUUGGAUUUGACCCUUUUCCCAUGAAACCAGUUUGCUUUCUUUGUGGCAGUGCAGGGAAGAAGAAGCUCAUUCAUUGUGCUUCCUGCUGUGAGCCUUACCAUCAGUUCUGUAUUGAGAUGGGUGCCUUUGGAAGUUCUGGUCCACUGCCCUUAGUGGAGCAGUCCAGUAAAGAAGUUUGGCGUGUGGACUGGGUCUGCCCUCGCUGCACGGUGUGCCACGGCUGUGGGUAUAACUCGGGCCGUCAACUUGCUGCAUGUCAGAGGUGCCACCACUCCUUUCACCCAGAAUGCCUUGGCACAACUGGUUUACGAAAGACCGCUGGUGACCGUCUUUGGAUAUGUGCUUCAUGCUUACGAUGUAAGAGCUGCAAUAGUACUGAUGUGUCCAAAUUUGUUGGAAACCUUCCAUUCUGUAAAGUGUGUUUUAAACUGAGGCAGAAAGGCAACUUUUGUCCUCUCUGCCAGGGCUGUUACACUGAUGACGAUUUUCAAUCCAAGAUGAUGGAGUGUGCAGAUUGUAAAUCUUGGGUUCAUGCUAAGUGUGAAGGUCUUUCAGAUGAAAAAUAUCAGGUUCUGAGUUAUUUGCCUGAAUCUGUGGAGUACAUUUGCAGGUUAUGCUGUUCUGUUCCUCCUGCUCCCUGGUGGGUUGCUGUGGAAGCUGAGCUUCAAGCAGGUUACAGCAACAUCAUUAAAGCUAUCACUAAAAACAGGAAAGCAUAUGCAAUGUUGAAAUGGAGUCCUCAAAAGGCAUGUCCCUGUCAGCAUAAUUUAUCUUCAUCAACAAAGAGUUCUGCUUUAGCCCUUGGGAAGCGUAGACUCUCCUUCAACCUCAAUGCUAACAAGGAGGUCAAGAGCACCUCUCACAUCUGUCUGGAAGCAUCCCAGUCUUCACAAUCCCCUGGCAAGGAGACUCCAGUUUCAUCUGUAUUCGAGUUUGAUGAAGAUAUUGAUGCGGGUGAAAAUGCACCAAUCACAAAAUAUAGCCAUGCCAAAGAAAAGCAGAAGAUUGGUGCGUGCCAUCAGGAAUACACCAAACUGCACGUGGACUGUGGAAAUGAUGAGAGGCCAGAAAAAAGUGACCAGUUUUCACCGAAUGCUGGAUCCCAGAGUGACUCUGGUGUUGGAAGCACUGAUGAUGAGCUGAAAACUUGCUCUGCCACUGAGGAGGAGGAGGUGGAUGAAAAUAAGGCUGUGGUGGGGAUUUUAGCUGAGUGCACUUGUACCACUCACACUUCAAGGCCAUCAUUGCCCACCUUGUUAACAGUUAAGAAGAAAGUUCAAAGCAGUGAAUACUCCUCCAUUCUUGAUUUUCAUAGAGAUAUGGAUCAGUUAAUAUGUGAAGCAGACUCCCAUGAAGUCAAAGAACUGUAUCAUCAGACUUUAUUGGAGGUGUUUCCAUGGUUUGAUCCCAAAUAUGAUAAAGUAUCUCGGAAUUCCUUCCUACUCAGCCCACUCAAGUCUCAUCAUGGUUCUCGCCUUCAGUACCAGUCCAACUGCGCCUCUCCAGUAAAACCGCAUUCAGAUCACGCUUCAUCUGUACAAAUACUAGAGAGGCUACUUCCUAAGGAGACAAGUAAGCUCGAUGAUGAGUACUUUUAUUGUGGAAUGAGCCCUUGUGACACCAGGAUAUGUGGUUUCUGUAAACUUACUGGGGACAGUGAUGCAUGUGCUGAGGGAAGACUGUUAUAUUGUGGCUUGAAUGAGUGGGUUCAUGUUAAUUGUGCUUUAUGGUCAGCUGAGGUGUUUGAGGAAAUUGAUGGAGCACUACAAAAUGUGAGUAAUGCUCUAUCGCGUGGGCGCAUGAUUCGUUGUUCUCAUUGUGGACGCAAAGGAGCAAGUGUUGGGUGCUGUGCGAAGAAAUGUGAGGAGACGCUUCACUUUCCCUGUGCGCGAUCGGCUGGGUUCACGUUUAUGGAGGACAAAAAUGUAUUCUGUUCUUUACAUUCAAGAGAUGCCCCUGGAAAACCUCUGUCUAAACUAUCUGAUUUCGACGUUUGUCGUCCUGUCUUUGUUGAGUUGGAUCGAAGAAAGAAGAAGAGUGUGGAGAGCAAACAUGUGAGACUCAUGAUUGGAUCCUUACUUGUGCAGAGCCUUGGCACUAUUGUCCCAGAAUUGUCUGACCUUGGUUCAUCUAUUAUCCCAUCUCAAUUCAGCUGUACAAGGUUGUUUUGGUCAUCCAAAGAACCGUGGAGGAUUGUUCGGUACACUAUACGUACUACCAUUCGAUUUCCAGCACCUGAGCCUGUUGUUGACCUUGGUCAUCAUGUCACUGUUGACCACUCAAAGGAUGGUUUGAAUUCCACUUCAAUUCCUGAACAUCAUGAAGACCUUGACAUCAAGCCUGAAAAUUCUUCAACCACUCCCAAUUCUACAAGGGCUGGAGACAUCAAUGUAAAUAAAGCAUUGACAAAUGAUGCCAAAAUAGCAGAAGCUGUUGUAAACCACCUCAUAGACUCCAUCUGUAGUAGAGAAACAGAUGAGGAGGUGACUGAUGCACAAAAUUCUGCUGACCUCCUUCCUCCAGAAUUGAAGGAUGCAAUUUUUGAGGAUCUGCCUCAUGACCUUCUGGAUGGCAUAUCUCUGCAAGACAUAUUCCAAGAUAAAUUUCUCAAUUUUGAAGAGAUGUCUAAAGAAGAAUCGCAAGAAGAUUCCAGUUCUAAUGGACAAAAAGGUGACUCUGACAAGCAGAAGAUGAGAAAUUUCAAAGCCUCAAGGGAACUUAAACGGAGCAAAUCUGAUGUCCUCCCUAGCAACUCUUCUUAUGUUGAUAGCCGUCUUCAUCAGCGAUCUUGCAGUUUAGCAUGGAGCUACAAACUUGGGAGUAAUAUUACUUGCUGCAAGUCUCAAAAAGUAUCUUCAACUGAUGCUGUAAAGGAUCGUGCAAAAUUGAUUCAGGAACUUCGUUUAUCUGUGAAGCCAGCUCCAACUGACGUGAGGUUUUGUCAUCCAGGUCCAGGAGACAAAGGAAAAGAAAAUCAGUCACUUUCGUGGCCCAGAAUCAUGCAGGUUGAUGGCAUUUCUGAUGUGGUUUUGAGUGGAAGUGAUGAAGGUUCUGAUCUCGAAGCAUCAGACACAGUUGGAAGCUUUCCUCAAAAGAAAAAUGUAAAGUCAUUUGAAAAAUUUUCUUCAACUUUGAUCAAGGACUCUGAACUUCUUAGAAAUAGAAUUGAAUGUUUGAAAAGUGUAACCUCGGCCGCGUUAAUUCGCAAAGGAAGUGAAUUUGUCAAUCAUGAUAUCCGUUUCAAACGUAGGAAGGCUGUCAAGAAAAUGACAGGUGAAAGGAAAGAUGUAAAUGGCACUGCAAGUACUCUUCAAAUUCCUCAGCUUGAUGGCACAAAUGAUAUAUCUAGUGAUAGUGAGCAAGAGGGGUCCUCCACUAAGCAGUUACAAGAAGAGUGCGAUGAAAAGCCAGUGAGGUGCAACAGGUGUGGCUGCACAUACCGUACUGAAGAGAGUCAUGCUCGGCAUCUACCCAGCUGCUCUGGUGACUACUCUCUGACUACAAGUGAAAGUGAAGCUGAUAUAACAGAGGAUGAAGCAGAAGGUGUAGCCAAGUCAGAAUCUUCCCAAAGUCCUGAUAGUGCAAUUUCAGUUUCAAGUGUUACGCUGUCAGUAGCGACAUCUACCUCUCCCACAAUAUUACCCUCUGUGUAUCCUACAAUUUCUCCUGUUAUGUCAACUGCUACUCCAACUGUUACAAAACCUGAGCUGAAUUCAUCUGUAUCACAAUCAGGAAAACGCGUUGUGAUGACAUGUGUCCAACCAAAUGUACCAAAUGUUGUUGACAGGCGAGUUCAAGGGAGUGUAACUGGCACAUUCAACAAAGAACAAAAAUUGUCUUCAAGCAAACCAAAAUUGAUGAAAUCAUCUACUCAACAGCAAACUGUCAAAGUGAUGACUAAAGGGAAUCAGUCAGUAUUUCAUCAGCAGCAAGUAUACAAAGAAAGCAAUCAUCAGCAAAUUUCUCAACCAACAGUUCAGCGCUCUCUACCAACAUCGAUUGCACCUCAACCAUCCCAAAUUAUUACUAUGAUGGAUUAUCAACAGUCUCAACAGACAGGACCAACUGUCCUUGUACAAUCGGUACCUUCUCAAGCCAUGGUACCAGCUUACCUAGAAGCUUUCCAGCAACAUACGGGUCAAAAUUUACAAUAUUUAACAACAGUUGAUACCAAUCAAGGAUUUGGAAAGGCUCAGUUCUUGACUGCUGUGCCUAGCAGUGUCGUUCCAGGAGCAUACCAAAUUCAAGCAAUGCCUGAUGGUCAGCUUUGCUUAGAGCCCAGUUCUGUUGGAAUACCUACCAUAUCAGGCAUUCAACUGGCACAAGCACAACUUCCUCCUCCUCAAAUUACACAGGCGCAACCUCAAGUUCUUGGAACAAUACUUCAAAGUCCUUUGUCAUGUGGUGUAAUGGCAACUACCGAGCCAGUGUAUGAAACAAUCCAGAUGUUCCCAGAUCAAACAGGGGGUGUCCUCUUGGCCAGUCAGCCUAUGUUGACAUGUAUGGAAACUGUUGUCAGCAACACUUAUAUGUCAAUGUCGUCCAGCCAGUUCGUUUCAUCUUCUGUACCUGGUAUGCUACAGGGAAGCAGUACAUUCUCAACAACUACUACCCAAGUCUUCCAAGCAAGCAAAGUUGAUCCUCCAGUAUUAGAUGUUCCAACCCAAUAUGUUGUUGUGAAUACCCAUCCUCAAUUGUCAGAUGCUUCUGUGGGCAAACUUGAGGUCAUGUCAAUAUCUCAGCCUCAUGUACAGGAGCAGACAUCAAUUCAAAAUCCAGCACAGAUUCACAUGCCAUCUAUUAAUUUGCCUGUUCCAGUUACAGUAACAGCUCCACUACCUCCACAAACUUUGCCUCCUGUCAUUCCCACUUCUGUUGUGACUCCCAUGCCAAGAGUUCAGCCUCAACGAACAUAUUCGAAGCCAAGUAAAGGGAAUAAAGAGACUGUUGUUGCUGUUGUGAAGAAACCUGCGCCACAAGUAAGUUGCUCAGCUUUGAAGGAAUCCAUGAAGAAGCUGUCUAACCAAGCAGUCUCAAAAAUCACUAAAGAGCUUACACCCCCUACAAAGACCAAUUCCUGCAAAGUUGAGGUCAGCAAGGAACCAAAGUUAAUGGAGUCCUUACCCAAGAAGCCUAUCCUUCUGCAAAGCCUCAAAGCGAUGAAUCCCUCGCCUAGUCCUGUCACUGCGAUCCAGCCUACGUCUGAAGUAAUAACUACAAUUACAGCUCCGGCUCAAAGCAUAACUCUACCUGAUCCUGUUAAAUUGAAUCGGCCUAUCAUUAACGGGCCAAAGGUUCUCUCUGCACCUAUUACAACACCUGCCGUAAAAUGCCCACCUGUCACUUUCUCUUACCGUGCUCACGCAGUAGAGAAGGGUAAGCCAAAGGUGGUCACCAACUCGACUACUCCUCUGAGUAGUACUAUUAUUAUCCCUAAAAGCCUACCUAGCAAACUGCAAGAAGCAAAGGCACAGCUGGUGCUUAAGGAAAACAACUGUUUGGUGUCGCUCCCUGUAAACACUGAGCCCGUUCCAGCUCCAGCCAAUACAGCAACAAGCCAGCCUCUUCCUACCUCUGACUGUAUAGUAGAUCCUCAAACUGACUCGUCAGCCUCCAUAAAGAAACCCACUGCUGCUGUAAUUCCCCAAUCCCAAGUAGUCGGAAAUUCUGACCUGAAGAACAUUCAAAGUAUCAAGAUAGUGACCUCCACUGCCUCUACCUCUAUGAAGGCGCCCUUAAAAGCCUCAUCAGCAUCCAAAGUUAAAUUGACUGCGCCUAUGACUCCAAUUGUUUCUCUUGCUACUUCAUCCAACGCAACUUCAAAACCAUCUAUUGUAUCGCAGCCUGCUAAUCAUGGAACAUCUGAUUCUUCUCAAGGUCAAGUUGGGAAAAAUGUGUCAUUAAGUUUGAUGACUGCCAGCAUCACUGAUUCUACUGCUAGCACUGCCACAACUGUGACAGGAUCCUCAAAUGCAACAGUACCUUUGACCACAACAAAACUUCAGAGCACUAAUGUCACAUGCCUGAAGCCACUGAAGGAAGUAAACAAGAUAAAACAAAGUCUGGAAGUGAAACCUGUUGUGUUAAAGACCAUGGAGAAAGAGGCCUGUGUGGUUCCCCCAUCGGUGUUAAAAUCCACUAGUCAAAAUAUUGAUGCAGCUAAAAGAUGUGAUGUUUCUUGUGGCCAAGGCGACUUGCCAUUAGGACCUGCAAAUGUAGACAAUUCAUGCACAUCUUUGAAGUUGUUGUUUCAAAAGCAAGCCCACAAUGGUUGUUACAAGGUUUCAUCCAGUCCUGGCAAGAAGGAUAAUAAUGAGCUGAUGGCAGUAAAGCUUGCAGACAUAAGCAUGAUCAGCAAUGUCCUGAAGGACAAAAGAGGAAUCAAAGAUGAAAAUAUGAAACCGAUUGAUACAGUUUCUAAGAAAUCAGGGCCACCUGCCCCUGAAAUACUAUAUGAAAUUAAUUGCCCUGAUGGCUUUGCUUACUCAUCUACGUCUAUAUCUGAUGCCUGGCAAAAGGUUUUUGGUGCUGUGCAAGAAGCAAGAUCUAAUCACAAAAUGCCCCCUUUGAUUCACAACCCUUUUAACUCCAUUGAAUCUGGACAUAAUGUUAUGGGUCUUGGUAACAACAGCUUGAAGUAUCUCUUAGAACAACUCCCAGGUGUGGGCAACUGUACAAGAUAUAGACCCAUCUAUCAUAAGUCAAGAUUACCUGGUCCAGGAUAUCAGUACAAUAGAGAAGAUCAUGAUCUCAAAGAAAGUAAUUCUGGUUGUGCACGAACAGACCCAUACUUAUCAGCCAAGAAAUAUGACAUGUUCAGUUGGUUAGAUUCUCGACACAGGCGUCCACCGAAGCUGCUUGACAACAAUGACAUUGAUGCUUUAAAUGGCAGCAGGCGCACAGCCAGCACCAGUUUGCCCAUGGCAAUGCGCUUCCGGCAUCUAAGAGAAACUUCCAAAACAUCUGUUGGCGUCUUUCGGUCUGAUAUUCAUGGCCGAGGCCUAUUUUGUCUUCGUGAUAUUGAGGCAGGAGAGAUGGUGAUUGAAUACGCUGGAGAGGUGAUUCGUAAUACACUCACAGAUAAUCGUGAGAAAUAUUACCAAUCUAAAGGUAUUGGCUGCUACAUGUUCAAGGUGGAUGACAAUUUUACAGUGGAUGCCACUCAAAAGGGAAAUGCUGCAAGGUUCAUCAAUCAUUCCUGCGAGCCCAACUGUUACUCUAGGGUUGUGGACAUUCUUGGCAAAAAACACAUAAUCAUUUUUGCAUUCCGGCGUAUCCCUCAAGGUGAAGAGUUAACCUAUGACUACAAGUUUCCCAUUGAAGAAGAAAAGAUUCAUUGUCAUUGUCUUGCCAGACGAUGCAGAAAGUAUCUUAAUUAAGUUUGUUAAGAAUUUUGCUGUUCAACUUCUGUUACUUUUCACUGUAAUUAGAACUUUCAAGUAGAGUUUAGUUUUGUGCCUGUUAAUUUAAGCAUGAUAUUAGUUUUCAAGUGCAAUUAGAUGCAUGAUUUCCAAUUUAGUGUGUGGUUAGCGAGUCCAAUUUUGACCUUUGAUAUUAGAUUCACACAAAUGUGCCUUGUUGUGAUCCAUGAAUCUGUUUUUUGAGAGGGAAUUCUUGCUUAAUCUGUUUGAUGUGUACAUACCCUGUAAUCAUGUAUUAAAGUUUAUCUGUUUGCAAUCUUUUCUGGAGUAAGCUGUUAACUGAUUGCAUAAAAGUUUCUUGUCACUAAACCACCUAGUCCUUUCUUUUAUCUUUUUAAGUAUCUAUAUUGGCUGCAAAUUUGCUUCGUAGAAGGGUUCAUUCUUUGGUUUAUCUUGUAUAGUAUUACCUCAAAUUGUUCAUGUCUUGUGUUAAGUGUCGCUUUUAAAUUACUAAUUUAUUUGUGCCAAUUAAUAAGAAACCAAAUAUUAUUAACAAAUUGCUUACCACUGCAAUGCUUUAUCACAUCCAAGUAACAGCCUUGCUUAGACUACAAGUCACCAUUAAAAAUUAGUUUAUGUAGGUUAAAAUUAGUGUUUCUCUUUCAAAGCCUUAUGGUGUGUUCUUGUCACUUGUAAAUGUAUGGAUCUGGUUGUAAAAGUUUACAUUUUUGAAUCUAAUGAAGGUGGAUCAAUCACUUUUCAUAACAUAUUAAGUGUGUCUGUUACAGUACAUCAUUUAUGUCAUGUAUUUGUUUCUUUUUUCUUAAAAUUUUGAAACAAAGCCUUUUCUCUCUCAAUCUAUGAAUGAAACUUUAUUUUUAUAAGUACCUUUUCUGUCUCUUGUGCGUUGUAAUGUUGGUUGUGCCCUAAAAUUUGAGUUUAUUUCUCCUAAACCGUGAUAUGAUAGAGUUUGUAUUUAUUUAGGGAAUCGCCUCAAAGAUCUCCAUAUUUUCUGUAAAAUUUGGGUUGAAUAUUUUUACUCCAUUGUUGUUGAGUGUUAAAGAGAGAAUUUUUAGAGGACAUGUUUCGGCUGUUUUAAAUUUGUGAUUUGUUGGCAAUUGGAUAUCUUUGUUCAAUUUUUCUAUUUCGAGUUGUGAUAUAUGGUAGUCCUCAUGGAUCAGAAGCCUGUAUAGGUUCACUAAAAAGUAUAUUUUGCAUAGCUAGUGUAGCCUUGCUGUUGCCUUAAGUGUCUUCUAGCAUGUUUACAAUGCACUUUUUCUCGUAAUCUUUCUCAAGUUCGCGACUAAUUUCACCUUAUUUUUAUUUUUCUAUUCUAUGCUCCACACUCUGCUGAACAAUCAAUGUGUAGCUUCCAAACUUCACCUCAGUUCUCAUAUGUUAGCAAAUCCUUUUCAUUGAGGCAGGAAUAAUGUGAACUUACAUGUAACAUUUGAUCAUUUUUUUAAUACCAAUGUAGAUGUAAUUUAUGUGAUAUAGCAUAUAUUUUGUAACUAAAAUAUGAAUAUUAUAACAUGUGAGUUGCUUUUGUUUGCAUCACUAUUGAACGGCUGUGAGAAAGCAGUUAUAUGCAUCAGUGCAGUUUGAGUGUAUUCUUUAGUCACAUACUAUCUACUUUAAUUUAUUCCACUUGUCUGUUUGAUGUUUAAUCCACAUCCUACAUCCUGGUAUGUUCUGUUUGCUUUUAUCUAUUUCUGCUUCUUCGUAUCAAUUUCUCUUGUAGUGUUUUCAUUUCAGCAAGUGUACUACAUUGCCAUUGUUAAUUAACCUGCAGUAUAGUUUUCUAAACAAUAUGAUAAUGACCACUCGAGGUGGAUUGAUUUAUUUGUAUUUUCGGACAUUAAAAGAGCAUUUUAUUUA